ACUAAACAGUUUAACAUUCACUGGAUGCUGAUCAGCGACAGAAAUAAACCUGGGAAAGGCUCGACACACACAGAGAACAUAAACGCGGAUUAAUACUGAGGGGUUUUAUCUCUCCUGUUUUUACUUUUCGGAAGAAAAAUGUUUCCAAUGUGUCCAAAAACUUUGCUGUUGGUGCUGGUGUGCGCUCUGGCUGCCUCGGCUGCAGACAAUAAGACUCGAGUCAGAGUGAAAGCGAGGACUUUUACCUUUUUUCACAGUUCAGUGACAGAUGAACCAAUAUUCUUUAACGACAAUACAGAUGAUCCCCAAUUUAAUCAUACAAGAGGUCAGGGGUUUAAUGCAACCAACUCCAGACGGCCGGAAAUCACAGAAGAGGCUCUGCUGUUUCUAACGGGCUCUAUGUCCACCAUCCUCAUACCUUCCUUCUACUUGCUGGUCUGCAUCAUCAGCGUGCCGAUCAACAUUGGUGCGGUCAUAGCCUUCACUCGGAGGAUCCGGCCUAAGAAGCCGGCAGCGAUCUACAUGCUGAACCUGGCCGGUGCUGACCUGCUCUUUGCCGUGCUGCUGCCCUUCAAGAUCACCUACCACUUUGGUGGCAACAACUGGAUAUUCGGCCCGCUCAUGUGCCGUGUGGUCACCGCAGCGUUCUACUGGAACAUGUAUUGCUCUGUUCUCCUCAUAGCUUGCAUCAGUGUGGACCGUCUUCUUGCUGUAGUCUACCCCAUCGACUCCCUGGCUUGGAGGAAGCCACGGAACUCAAUCAUAGCCUGCGUGACCAUGUGGAUACUGUCUUUAGCUGGUUCGGUGCCCCUCGUCCUCUCCGAACAGACUUACACACUUACACAGCUGAACAUCACUACCUGCCAUGAUGUCCAGCCCGCACAUGAGCUAAUCAGGCACUACAAGAUCUACUUCAUCACCCUCUGCUGCGCCCUCUUCUUCCUGCCUCUGCUCAUCACUGUGGUGUCUUACACUUGGGUGAUCGGGACUCUGAGCAGGGUCCCACGUGGGGUUCCCGGGCGCUCACGCAGAAGAACAAGAGCAGUGGUGAUGGCUUUUACGGUGCUGGUGAUGUUUGUUAUGUGUUUCACGCCCACAAACUGUCUACUUCUAGCCCACUACCUGCAGUUCAAUGAGGGACUCGAGAAGACCAGGGAUGCUCCUGAUGGCUCCUAUGCUGCCUAUCUGGUGUUUAUGUGUUUAGGAAGUCUGAACUGCGUCCUGGAUCCUCUGCUCUACUACUUUGGAUCAUCCCAGUGCCAAAGACAACUAGCCAGUGCUCUGAGAUGUCAGAAGAUUACAGAGGAAAGCAGCAGUCAUUCGUCAUCUAGUUCUUGCAGAUCCAGCAGGAGAAAAAUUCUGAAGUCCAGCCAUACAGAAAGCUCCCAUAUAAACACAUCAGUCACCAAAAUGGACUCCUUCCAGCAAAGUCUUAACAGCCAAUACAAAAAACUGCUGGUCUGAUACUGAUUCAUCAAUCAGAGAGUACCUGACUCUUAUCUGUGAUAUUACAGUUACCAAACCGGUAGAAAUAUUUUAUUAUGAAGUCCAAGUAACAGCAAAUAAAGAUCAUAGAGUCGGUCUGUAGGUUUGGCCCUCUGUCAUUUUCCAUCAUGAUAAGGAUGAAUGGAGGACAACUGAACCUAUCAUUCCAACAGAAAUUAGUUGAAAAACCUUUUAUAACAACUAAUGUGCAAUGAUAGACAUGCAGGGGUGGAUCUAAAGAAUAUUUAUAGGGGGGCCAGAGGGUGGCAGAAAUAUGCUGUUUUAACCCGCAAACUAUUGCAUAUAUCAGUAUUUGCUUGGAAAAGCCCCCAAAUUAAGAUAUUUUAACUAAAAAACAUGAGAUUUUUGUGGCACAUUAGUAAAACAUCGAAUAGAAAUAUCUAGAGUGGAAUUAGAAAUAAACAAAAACAUUUUAUUUUCAAAUCUUCAGACAUUUUAACAAAUACAUUUCUUUUUUUUUCAUUGACUUUAAGCUUACAGUUUAAAAUAUGGUCAUAACAGAUCAUUAAAUUCAUUUCAAUUCUUUAACACAUUAUUUUUAAAAUGAAUCUAAAUUAAUUUGUUACAUUUGACCAUGGCCAGCCAUGUUUUUCAUGCCACCCCUCUAGAUCUGCCCCUACAGACGUCCCUGUCAAGAGAUGAAUGAAGUAAAAAAAAAAAAAAAAAAAACAAUGUACGGAAGGAAGUUAACAUUAGAUAAGGAUGUGCUUUCUAGAACAAUUCAGCUGAAUAUUUCAAACUAUGAAAAGCUUUUAUUUUUGCACUGUAUGUGUUACAUGAGUUUAUAAGCUGCAUUUAAUGGAAGGAAACUAUUUGCUGUUUUGUAUUUUGUAUAUUUUUCCUGUGUAAUAGCUUUGCUGAAAAGCUUAUUUCAAAGCACUUAAAGCUGUCAAUCAUAUUUUACUUGGUAUGGUUUUAUUUAUUCACAACUUUUUUUAUUUUUUACCACUUUUGUUCUGUGAAUAAAUAUGUCAUCAUAUAUUGUUGUGAUAGUGUUAAAAAGAUAACCAAGAAACAGCAGUAAUGGGCUGACCAAAUGUCCCACAUUGUCAUAGUUUGUUUCAUGCUGCUCUCUGCUGGUUGGAAAUGUGAAGUACCUUUUGUAUAUGACGUUGUCAUUCUACACCAUUGUCCAGGUUCUUUUCUCCUCCAGCAGGCGGCGCUACUGUACUGUUAAUAAAAGGUAACCUGAAGGACCUCACCUCAGCCACCUCUCUUUCACUGUGUAUUGGUCUUAGGAGAGAAUUAUGUGAUAGUGUAAAGCAACUAUCGACUGAAUAAAUACUCUCUCAAAACAA
This is a messenger RNA of Dicentrarchus labrax (European seabass), 2804 nucleotides long. Its product is annotated as proteinase-activated receptor 1. Gene Ontology annotation, cellular component: membrane. The transcript has 2 exons. Gene Ontology annotation, molecular function: thrombin-activated receptor activity. NCBI's taxonomy places the organism in Eukaryota, Metazoa, Chordata, Actinopteri, Moronidae. Gene Ontology annotation, biological process: positive regulation of blood coagulation; blood coagulation; thrombin-activated receptor signaling pathway. The record is from RefSeq and is a predicted model, not a curated record. The coding region runs from base 139 to 1464 and encodes 441 amino acids.